Zingiber officinale is the source of this 472-nucleotide messenger RNA. Its product is annotated as small polypeptide DEVIL 11-like. Gene Ontology annotation, biological process: negative regulation of cell population proliferation. The coding region runs from base 91 to 351 and encodes 86 amino acids. The transcript has a single exon. The record is from RefSeq and is a predicted model, not a curated record. NCBI's taxonomy places the organism in Eukaryota, Viridiplantae, Streptophyta, Magnoliopsida, Zingiberales, Zingiberaceae.
CCCCCCCGCCCGCUAUAAAGUCCGCGCCCCCUUCACUUCACUCUCUCCCAUUCACUUUCCUUACUGGCGGCGGAUCGUCGUGUGCAUGCCAUGGAGAUGUUGAUGGAGGAGAAGUACUGGAAGUUGUCGUCGUCGAAGAAGGGGAGCAGGAGCUGCCGGCCGCGGGCGGCGGAGCCCGGCGGCCCGUUUUGGGGCAAGACGCCGGAGGGAAGGCGGCCGGCGGCCGGUUCCGCGCCGCCGACGUCGAACUCGUUCGCGAGCCGGGUGACGAGCCUGGUAAAGGAGCAGCGUGCUCGUUUCUACAUCAUGCGCCGCUGCGUCACCAUGCUCGUCUGUUGGCAUGAUUACUGAACGAGAUGAAUUAUAAACAUAAAAGAAAAGUAUUGAUCAAAGAUUAGAGUUCCCUUUUUUUUUUUUUCUUCCCUUUUUUUGUGUGAAUAGGUUGCGAUUAUAUUAUAUCACUUUUGGCGUU